This is a messenger RNA of Acanthochromis polyacanthus (spiny chromis), 1853 nucleotides long. RefSeq names its product oxidative stress responsive serine-rich 1 (gene oser1). The transcript is spliced from 4 exons. The record is from RefSeq and is a predicted model, not a curated record. Lineage: Eukaryota; Metazoa; Chordata; Actinopteri; Pomacentridae. Bases 638 to 1594 code for a protein of 318 amino acids. Gene Ontology annotation, biological process: cellular response to hydrogen peroxide.
CUGCUCCGGGCCGCAGACCAGAACCGGAACCAGAACCGGGAGCUCACGUCCCGUUAUCAUCCUGAAGUCUGUCCGCCGUGACGGUUUUAAAAAACGUUUUUAUUUCUGAUCACUGGGAAUAAAAACGCCGCUCGGUGACGUCAGCGGGGCUGUUUUCGGCUGCUGACGUCAGUUGGCUGCGUUGUUGCAGAGUCACUGCGACGGUUGGACUGUAAACAAGCCGCGGCAGAAGCGACCAGAAUCGGGCCUCUACCGACACAACCGCCGCUUCCCACGGUGCUCACGGCUGGUGCUGAUAUUCGUGAGUGAUUUCACUGAACCGAGCGUUCAUGAGCAGGCUCUGUUACCGGGUGGCUCGGCUCUUGUUUUCCGCGGAGACGGUCGCUCGGAGCUAGCAUUUGGAGCUAACCCGAUAGCUUCUGGAGCUAACCCGCUAGCAUCUGAAAUCCAACCCGCUCGCCCCCUGGAGCUAACCCCGCUAGCCUCUGGAGCUAACCCGCUAGCCUCGCUGGCUAGCCGAGAGCCGAGGGCCUCGCAGCGGGGGAGCCACCCUGUCUGCCCCGGGGAUCCACCUCUCUCCACUGCGGCCAGGUUAUCGUGAACCCUGGGUGGCUGGUCAGAGCGUCCUCCUCCCACCAUGGAGGCAGGAGGGAAGGACUGUGAGGACGAGACGCUGCAGACGGCCUUCAAGAAGCUCAGGGUCGACGCCGAGAGUCUCCCAGGAGCAGUGAGCGGAUCAGAAGCUCCCAGAGCAGCGACACGAGUCGGACUGGAAACCAGCGGAGCGAAGAACAAACUGGGAUGUCCAAAGGACACCUGGCACGGCUGUACGAGGAAAUCCUCCAGAGGAUCCUCCAGAUCUCAGCGCCGUCGGAGGUCCAAGUCCCCGAUCCUCCACCCCCCAAAGUUCACCUACUGCAGCGCUGUCACCCUGCCGCCCCCUGGUGGCUGCCUGAAGCAGCAGCGCCUGGUGGAGCCUCGUCCUGACGCCUCCCCGACCUCCUCCUCCGUCGCCUCCUCGGCCCAGAAGGAGCUGCCCUCCUCGGGCUCUCCGGGCCACAUCUCCCCUCUGGUGUUUGGAUCCCUCCCUGCCGAUGACACGCUCAGUGGGAGCGUGACCUCUGAGACCACACCCUCCAGACAGGAAGCAGGAAGUUCUGUUUCGCCCAGCGAGGAGGAGAAAAGUUCCUCCGACGGAGCCGAGUCCGGACCGGCGGCUCCUCGGAGACCCGCCGAAGCCGCCGACUUCCGGGCUUUAUCCGAGCUGCACGGCUGCUGCUGCUCCCCGGAGGAGGGGGCGGAGCCUCGCUGCCGCUGCAGAGCCAAUCAGAGGAGCUGGAACGGCGUGGAGGUGUACUCCUUCACGGGGCUCCGAGACGUCAUCUCUGAGUGCGAGAGGAGUCUGCCGAGCCACGAGGACAGAACUCUGAGCGGAAACGCCUCCUCCUCCUCCUCCGGUUCUCCUCGGUCGUGUUCAGAGCAGGCCAGGGCGUACGUGGACGACAUCACGAUAGAGGACCUGUCCGGGUACAUGGAGUAUUACCUCUACAUCCCCAAGAAGAUGUCCCACAUGGCAGAGAUGAUGUACACCUAGAGAUGAUUACUAUUAUUAUUAUUCUAUCAGAGGGAGAAGGAAGAAUUGAAUAUGAACUGAUUUAAUCACCGUUAGUCGGACUACGACUCCUCCUCGUUUGUGCUCUGUGGGUCCGUUUGGUUGUUUUUUUUUCUUUAUUUUCAGUUUACAAACGAAGUUGCCAAAGCUGUCGGUGCCGGAGGAGGAUCUAGUGCUUCUGUUUGUGGUGUCGUCACCGUCUGGAGCUCAUUUCACUCAAUAAAGAAGCUUCUGUUGGAAA